GCAGCGUGAAAUUGACUCGUAAUGAAAGCACGACACAUUAUUGAUUCAACAAUUCAUCCUUUGACUUCCUGUUUGACACAUUAUUUAUGCUUUCACUUUUUUGUCCCCAGUCUCAUUUCCAGAUCGGCACUGUUUGCACCCACUCACUCACUCACUUUUAAUUUUUAUAUCCACAUUUUCCACACCUUUAAAAUGGACGUUCCUUCAAACGAAAAUCGUACCAAGGAAGUUUUAGAUUUCCUCCUAAGUUCAUAUCGAGCAAAAAUGGCGUUACAAAAUCCUACAGAAAAUUGCCCCUUCGACUUUCAACAAUUUCUUGCAACGUGGAAAGGAAAAUAUCCGGACUGGGCAACGUUAAAGGCGACCAUGAAGAAAGACUUGGAACCUUUAUUGCAACAAGGAAUAUUUGACUCUAUAAUUCCUUACUUGGCAGCGUCAAUCAACCAAUCUGCAGCUCGUCGAGAUAACAGCAAUACUAAUCUGCAGGACUUAUCACAUCUUCUUGAACGGAGGGACAGUAACAGUGGAAUAAUUAGCACGGAACUAUUCGCACUGACGCCAACAUCCAAAUCUAAAAGAAAUCCUGAUAUUCUUACCAAGAGAUCACCUGACCUUCAGAUUGGAGACGAAGAAACAUGCGAAAUUGUGAUCCAUGUUUGUGACGAAGCUAAAAAUUUGAAACAGGAUUUUAAAUGUGUUCAAUCAGUCCUUGUCCAAGAAAUGGGAUACUUCUCAAAAGUGACCGUUCGUGGACAGAAACUUAAAGAUAUGGACAUUUCCGUUCAUUGUGACAUAGCCGUUUUUGACUGGUUAAUGAAAUGGGUCAAGUCUAAAAUUGAUCAAGAUGGUGGUGGCGAAGCAAAUUCUGCUGCUCCAACAUUGGAAUCAUCAAACGUCAUUGGACUCAUGGUCUCUGCCGAAUUCUUACAAAUGCCUACUCUCACCUCUGAAUGCAUUCAAUUUACAGCCGAAAAUAUUGAAGAGGUGAUCCUCACCUCGCCAAAUUUAGGCUGUCUCAACGAAUCGCUUACCAAUCGACUUAGCACUUACUUUGACAAUAUCGAAAUGGAAACUAAAAUUGCAAGGAUUGAUACCAACGACAGAAUAACUUCUCGACUGUAUACUCAAUUUACAAUGUCGCUUAACGAGCCUUCCGAUUUAGCGAAAGAUGAGAAGGGUAAAACUUGUCCGAGGGGUCACUUCGCCUCCACAGUGACCUUAUUUAAAUGCAAUACGUGUGGAAGAUUGCUCAUCAACGAGGUCGCAUCUCGAGUCCCUUGCACCUCGAUGAGAUUAGAUUGUCGAGGACGACUAUACUCUACGCAUGUCAAAGAUUUGAAUUGGUCACUCAGCAAUUACAUCAGAGAUUUGAAACGGGAGUUGAAAUCGUGGCGGAAAGUUUAUUGGAGGCUAUGGGGCACCGUUCACUUCCUGCCAUGUUCCAGUUGCGAGUUAACAUUCCCCUUAAAAGACUUCGCUUCGUGUCAAUUUCACCCAAAAUUACCACAACUUCAAGUCAGCGUUCUUGCUGCUACGGGUGAAAUUCAAGAAAGGGAUUUAUUCGACUCGGCAGAUGUUCUGGUCGGGAGGAAAGAUGACAUCAAAACUAAAGAAUCGCCACCGGAAGAAUUCAUCAAUCCGUUCAGACGCCAAAGAGAGAAAAAGGGAAAAGUUGAACAAGAGGAGGAUCUGGAAACUAUUAAUUGUGCUUUUGGAGUUUAUCCAUGUUGUCGAAAACCGGGCUACAAGUUUUACCCGUUACCAUCAACAAAUGGCUGCCAAUUUCGCGAUCACAACGUUUCUACCACCACGGCAGAACAAAUCAUGCAACGUCUCACCAUGUUCAGGGACUUAAUUGUCGUUCCUCCGCCUAAAGAUAAGCGAGAAGAAGCUUUAUCCAAGAAAGGGACGCAUUUCGAGUGGGGUUCAAUUGUAGAUUUGACCCCAUUUAAACCGAUAUCCUCGUCUAGUCUAAACCUCACACACAGAUAUCCAACUAAUCGUCACCUUAAUCCUGAUCACCCCAGCUCCACAGAGGAGUCCAAUCAUUCAAAUUCUUUCAGUGAUACGGAAGAAAAUAAUAGUGCUGAAGUUGGAGGAAGUCAUUUAGGACAAAGUAAUAAUACGAGUAAUACUCGUCCAAAUACUCGGAGUGGUCAAGUCGUAUCGGAAUUUUGGAGUUGGAAUAGCGAUUUCACAACGAGAUACAACCAAGACAUGCAGCGAGAAAAGGAGGAAAAACUAAUGUCCGAUUUAGAACUCUUACUGUCUCAAAGGGUGUCUCUUGAACCGACGUCGUCUGCAGCAGGAUCCUCGAUGAGAUUUGGAUAUUUGAGUAGAAGAACGCCCAAGAACUUGGGCGGAUCGUUUAUGAAGUUGGAGGAGAAGUGGAGAGAGCUGCAGAAGGGAGGAGGAGGAGCAAAAGGUCAAACUCAAACUCAGAGGACGGCUACUGCAAAAUCAGCAAAAUCUUAAAUUUUCGUUUCAAGCUCAAACUGCUGAACUGCUCCACAAAAUUAAAAUAAAUAAAAAAUUCUAAUUUUAUAAUUAGUAAAGUAAAUUAUUUCAUCAUUAGUGUAUAAUUAUUAUAAAAUUUCAUUUAUAAAUUGGAGAAUGUAAUUUUCGAGCUCAAAUAAUUUAUGUGAAAUCGUUUUCGUUUGACACGGGUUUCGUUUAGUUUCUGUCCUAAAGAACAGAUUUCGAUUUAGAGUCUUUGGCGUGAGAAAAACUACAAUGAAUAAUUUCGAGAGAGGAAGAGAAUCGCUGCUUCAGGCCCUUGCCAUAAUGCGGAAUGAAGAAGAACACAAAAGAAAAUAUGGAGGCGUGUCUGAAAUAUUGAACAACCGAAGGGAGACUUCAGUAGCAGUGCUGAGUGAUAUGAUUGUUCGAAUGAAACGAGAAAUUGAUGGGAAGAAUAAAUGUGUUAAAUUUUUCGAGGAUAUUGCUGGAUGGUGGAAAGAUGUUCAAGAUGAGAGACAGAGAAUGUAUCAAAGAAUUAAGGAUUUGGAACAAGUAAUUUCUAUUUAUGUUUAUUAAAUAGAUCCAACACCUAUACAUAAUUUAGGAAAAUGCCGAUUUGCAAAAGAAGUUGGGAGGAGGUACAUCAUCGAUAUCAUCAUACAACUGGAAUCCCAAAGACAACAAAUCUCCAGGAAUAGAUGAUAACUUUAGCACAAUG
Messenger RNA from Folsomia candida, 3178 nucleotides. RefSeq lists its product as uncharacterized. The transcript has 9 exons. NCBI's taxonomy places the organism in Eukaryota, Metazoa, Arthropoda, Collembola, Entomobryomorpha, Isotomidae. Bases 22 to 2475 code for a protein of 817 amino acids. The record is from RefSeq and is a predicted model, not a curated record.